AUGCAGCAUACAGAUGAGGCCCGAGAUGAUCAGAUUCGAUGGACUCAGCUACACCAGUACCAGCUAUCUGCUUCCUACAACCCACGGCGUAAAAACAUGAGCUGUUCAGGGAACUGUUCCUCUUCUUCCAAAAUACCUAUAGGUGUAUCGAUAACGUCGAAGCAAGACCCGGAGCAUGAAUCCGAACUCUGGUGCGAUGCCGAAGUCACAUCCACUAAUCAUUUGAAGCGCACGCACAUCAAGCAAGGAUACGUUGAUGGGCUCUCCAAUGCCAAGGAGGCCAGUCUACAAACUGGCUUUGAUGACGGAUAUCCUAUAGGUGCGCAGUUCGGUAUACGAGUAGGUAGCAUUCUUUCCAAGCUAGCACUCCGAGGUGAUAUAGAAACGUUUGAAGCGGCGAAGAGAGAAUUGAACAUUACUAAUAUGCUAAAGAAAAGCUAUUUCAAUGAGCAUCUUGAUCUUCCUGAAGGAGAAGACCAUCCGAUACUUUCCAAAUGGGAAGCGAUUUUGAAUUAG
Molecule: messenger RNA, 516 nt
Organism: Dujonia railenensis
Lineage: Eukaryota; Fungi; Ascomycota; Pichiomycetes; Serinales; Debaryomycetaceae
Source: the annotation of a GenBank genome assembly